Messenger RNA from Sphaeramia orbicularis (orbiculate cardinalfish), 1504 nucleotides. It is a transcript of the gene tyrobp, whose product is annotated as transmembrane immune signaling adaptor TYROBP. The record is from RefSeq and is a predicted model, not a curated record. Gene Ontology annotation, cellular component: cell surface. NCBI's taxonomy places the organism in Eukaryota, Metazoa, Chordata, Actinopteri, Kurtiformes, Apogonidae. Gene Ontology annotation, molecular function: signaling receptor binding. The coding region runs from base 893 to 1219 and encodes 108 amino acids. The transcript has 5 exons. Gene Ontology annotation, biological process: negative regulation of transforming growth factor beta1 production; positive regulation of microglial cell mediated cytotoxicity; microglial cell activation involved in immune response.
AUGUUCUUUUAUUGUGGUUUUAAGUGGCUAGUGGACACUUCAGCCAAACACAUGAGAACACUGUGAUCUGCCUCUUCUAUCCUUUUAUCUGUGUUCUGUGAUGUUAUGUGACAAAACAAAUUCUUGGUACAACCACUCUUGAAUAGGUGCUGGGUAGUUGUUGCAGUAGUUGUUCUCAUCUCCUGCCGUCAGCCUCUAUCUGGAGUGCCUCAAAGUUCAACCCUGGGACCUCUUGUAAUUUCUUGCAGUUGUAUAUUAAUUUUCUUUUCCUUACCAUUGAUCCCAGACAAAAACAUUAUGUGCAAAAACAAGUACGCCUCCUGUUAGAACAUGAAGGUGUGCUUUAAUUUCACUGAAACUAAGAUAAUUACAGAUAAAACUGUGGUUCAGCAGUAGCUCAGAGAAUACCGCAGCAAAUGUGGUCAAACGCCUUCGCUAAACCAUAGGUCAUGAGGAAAUGCAGCCUUUGGAGAUACUGUCUUCUGUGGGCUACUUCAGCAGAAACAGCAGGUGUACUGAAACUGACUUUAUGCAGCACCUUAUCUCUUCAGUGAACUAGUUAAAUACACUGAUAAAAAAAAACAAAAGACAAAAAGAAGGCCAGACUCUACAAUCAUGUGGGGAUUUCUGAGUCCUCUCACAUGAAAAUGACCAUACAGUGAGGAAAUAGUGACACUAGCUUCCUUUUCUGGUAUUUUACUCCUCCUAAAAGAGUCACAUGAUAAGAAGUCUCAUCACUGGUGGACAAUUCAGCAUCUACAAAUCGUCCAUCCCCCAACUUCAACAUCUUGUUUAUACGUGUGAAAUCUGAAACAGAAGAGAAGGGCGACUGGGUUUCAGCUUCUCCCUCGCAUUUCCUCCUGAGACAACUAACACAAACACCAACGCGAAGAUGUCCGAUGCACUUUGUAUCGCAGGUUCACUGUUUGGCACCACAGAAAGUCAACAGGAAUGUGGUUCCUGUUACCUAAUAAACAUGGGGUCUGUUGUGGCCAUUAUUGCCUGUGACAUUAUGUUGACCAUUUUCAUCACUAUCUCAGUCUUCUGCUUUGCCAGCGUUCAUAAGAGAAGGAGAGAAGUGGGUUUCCAUGAUGGUAAAAGAAGUAUUCCAUCAACCAUAUCAAAGAAAAUGGUGGCAGAGGUCGCAGAAUCACCAUACCAGGAGUUACAUGGAGUCCAGUCAGAUGUGUACAGUGAGCUUCGACACUAUAGGAAGUAAAACAGUGACGCUACAAAAAAAUCCUGAUGAUGUUUUGUUUUUUCUUGUUAAACCCUAAUUAUAUCAUGCACAAUGGCAACUUGCUAUAUUUUGUAUACUCCUGCAGCAUUAUAGGAAACAACAUAAUACAUAUUAUAUCUGUUGCAUGUUCUGGAUUUGCAUUGUAUCAACAGACUUUUGUGCUACAAAUUGUGUUCUCAUUCUUGUUUUUUUAAUUACUACAUGUAUAUAAGUUAUGUAUAAUAUUUGUAUUUAACUAGCUGUAAAUUAAACUACAUUUCAAAA